UUCCUGGCUUUUUGUUUGUUUUUGUCCCGGCACACAAAACAAAAACUCCUCCGGGGACUGCUGUGGCAAGGGCAAGUGCAGGAGGCAGAGCAAUGACAGAAGAGAGGUGUCUCAAAGGAGCACAAUAUGUUGGUGAAAUUAAAGGUGGCCUGAGACCAGCUAUGAAACUCACCAUCAUAGGAAUGGUACACUCCAACCCCAAGAGCUUUUCAGUGACUCUGCUCUGUGAUCCAGUGGAUGUGAACAAAGAUGUUGGGCUGUUAUUUACAGUUAACUUUAGUGACAAGUCCAUCACCCGAAAUGCACGAAUUGCUGGGAAAUGGGGAAAGGAAGAGAAGACUAUUCCCUACUUCCCAUUUACAGCAGGUGACACAUUUAAGAUGGAGCUCUUGUGUGAACACCAGCAGAUACGAGUCCUGCUUGAUGGGCGGCAGCUCUGUGACUUCACUCACCGCAUUCAGCCCCUCAACUUGGUGAAGGCUUUGCAGAUCACAGGGGACAUCAAGCUUACCAAAGUAGCUUGAAAAAAAAGAUGGCAUUAUCACCAGAGGACAGAGGCAAAUGUACUUUCUCCUGUCUGAUAAAUGUUUUAGAUUUUUCUUCUGGCUAAUUCUGGAGAGUGGGAACUCUAUCUUUUUAAUUUUCUCAUGUGUUUGGAACAUACACUUCUUUUCUCAUACACACUCAGGAAUUGCAGAGCUAUGGCUGGUCCCCAUAAAUCAGAAGGCCUUUUCUGAGAUACUCUUUUGGCCUCCCAAACUGCAAGAUUUAUGAUGCUAUUUCACAUCCUCAUGGUUCCCUAACCCCUAAGUACGCCAGCUGGUGGAGGUCAUUCCUCUGCAGGGGGGUGGCUGUUACCUUUGUGACAAGAACUGGGCAGUAUCCAGGUGUUGGGACUGAGAAAAGAGAAGCAGAUUUCCUUAUAAGUGAGCAAGGGAGUCUGGUGGGCCCCAGCAAGGCUCACAUUAUCAGGAGGGAAUUGCUUUUCCUGGAAGCUCUGCUCAGCCAGCACAAAGCCAUUUUGUGCUUCCCAGUACAACAAAUGCCUUACCACCAUCCCUGUCUCUUGCAGGUAGCAUUCUCAUGAUUUAAAAGCUUUCAACAGCUGUGGAUUUCACAGUCUCCUCUGGACCAGCCUUAGGAAAUGGUAUCCGUAGCUGAAACUGCAUUGCCAUUCUUGUGUCUAAUUAAAACUGCAUCUUUACUGGCAAAUGUCUUUUACUAGCUCUCUUAAAUAUUUGAAUGCACAGGAGUGUUGUACUGUUAUUUCGUUGCUAUAGAUUUAGAAAAAAGCCCUAAAUACAUAGCUGUUUUAAUACAUAUAUAAGCAUUUAUCAUAACUGCUGCCUUUGGCUCUGCUUGGUCUAGAUUGUACCACAGAAUG
Calypte anna (Anna's hummingbird) is the source of this 1384-nucleotide messenger RNA. Its product is annotated as galectin-related protein A. The record is from RefSeq and is a predicted model, not a curated record. The transcript has 4 exons. Bases 93 to 524 code for a protein of 143 amino acids. Gene Ontology annotation, molecular function: carbohydrate binding. NCBI's taxonomy places the organism in Eukaryota, Metazoa, Chordata, Aves, Apodiformes, Trochilidae.